AUGACAGGCGAGGUGGCUGACGAGGAUGACUUUGCUACUACCGUGGACCACGUGGCGAAGAACUUGGAUCAAGGAGCUGGCCCAAGCAUAGGCCUGGACAAGAUGGAUGCGCGUAUACGAGGGUUGGCUCAGAAAGCCAGGAUACGACUUCAAGAUGCGUGGGCUGAGGCAUUGGAAGCGUCGUACUCCACGCUCAAGUCGUAUAUGCGCAAGACCAAGGACUUGGACCAGGAUAUCACACCCAGUCGUCUUCCGGAACACCUACAACUUCUAAUCAUGUUGUCCUCGCCUCCUGAUUCAUCUGUAGCCAGAAAUUACCUACAUAAACUGGCACAUCCGGAGAAAACUGCUGCUGGGCUCACUUGGAAGGAUAUUCUGGACGAAGAACCGUUUGCAGGGCAGCACUGGGAAGGUGUCUAUGGGUUACCUCCGGGAAGUACGGUGGAGGGUUGGGAAACCAUGAGCAUCGAGAGCACGCCGCCACUUUCACCCUUGAGCUAUCUGGACGACCGCUCUGUAUCACCCGUGCCGCUCGAUCUCGCUGGGGAUAUCGAGGCCUGCGAAAUGACGCCCGCCUACAUCUCCCUAGAGCCUAGUAAACACUCUCCCUCUCAACUGCUCUUCGAUCAUCGACGAGAUGUCGAGGUGCUGCAAGCUAAGCAAUACUGGCGGAAGGACUGGCACAUGGACGUCCCUCUAGCGAAGUCGUUCAACCCUAGCAUCCCAUCGUCUUUAGGGCCUUCUAUGAUGCACGCCAUGCGUGAACAGUCGUCUUCAAGACCGACAUACAUACACGAGCAUGACGCCACACGUGAGAUUCUCAUGGGACUUCAAGGCCAUCGAAAUAUGCUCGUCCAGUGGACGCAUGUAUCUGGCAUGUGUUUCUCGUUUCAGCCGAUACCUGAAUUCCCGCGGAUGCUUCAUGUGACGCUUGGAACGCAGAAGUCCCUGCUCUCUCGGUUCUGCGAGAUCGCCACCACCCUCGAGCACCUGAGAAAGUUCGUCGCGGCCGUGUAUACUUCCAUCAACAAGACACCUCCCGCGUCAUCUGUUUCGCGUUUCGGUCUCAAUCAACGCAUCACGCGAGUCGUUGAAGCUUCCACCGAAGCCGUCGCUGCAGAAGUACAGAUCUUUGAUCAAUGGUGCGCAUCGCGCGAGCAAGCCCUCAUACGAUCCGCCGCUGGAGCUGGCGGCGAUGGCGAUCUUGUCGCCACAUUUCUAUCUGUGGAGAAGGCCAUACGUGACAGGUUCUCUCGCAGUUUUGAUGCUCUCCUCGAGUGUCUCCGCCUGGUUAUGCGCUCAGCGUCUCGCCCUCAAGACCGCGAAGCCGAGAUUUGGGUGUUGAUGGAGUUACCGGGCGCGAUACCUGCAUCUCAGGUGUCCAGCAGUCUUCUAAACGUCCUACUCGACUCUGCUCAACGCAGCCUUGUAAUGGGAGACCCCGUGACACAUGAAGUUCUCAUGAAGGUCUUUGUUGCUAGUGCGCGUCCACUCUGGUCUAUGACUUGGCGCUGGAUACGCGAGGGGAUGCCAUUUGAGAGUGGCACCGAGAAACGCACUACCUCCGCCCUAGACCCCGAGUUCUUCGUGGAAGACCACGAACUUUCUUUAUACGACCCAGAUUUCUGGGCGGAAAGUUUCGCUCUCAGAGGCCUCGACGACGAGGACACCGCGCGAAUGCUCCCAAACUUCAUCCGACCGAUCGCUCCGCACAUCCUCGCUGCGGGCAAGGCAGUGGGGCUGACUCGCGCUCUGGGCGCACCAGCCGACCACGAAGACGAGGACUACAGCUGGCCCAGUUUAUCCACGAUUGUCAACGCUGCAAUUGCACCACGGAUGCACGCUACUGAGGAUCUGGCCCGGCUCGUGCAUGAAAGGGUCCUGCCGAUCUGCCUUGUAAGAGAAACCCGCCUCGCCGCCGUCAUCACCCAGGAGUGCGAGUUUGUGUAUCACCUGUCCGCGAUACAGGACGUCUACACGAUGAAGCGCGGGGACAUUGCUUCGACCUUCUGUGAGGUUUUAUUUGCGAAGAUGGACACCAGUCAGAGCUGGACGGACUAUCACUUUCUGAAUAGCAGUCUGCGACAGAUCAUCGAAGGAAGCGCUGCGGGUGACGUUCCCGCCUCGGCCCUUCGGCUCACCUACUCCGGGCGGCGGCACUCCGAAGUGCGAUCUUCCGCUGCAUUGAACGGCCUUCGGCUCGAAUACACCGCCCCUUUCCCUCUCACUUACGUGUUCGGACCCGAUGCUAUGAGAAUGUAUAACUCCAUCUUUAUUCUGCUAUUGCAAAUACGCCACUCGAAACGUGCCCUGGAGAGGGCAUUGGUCCGCUCGAGUAAUCCCAAUAUCGUGCAGCGCGCCGAGGGCAUGAAGAUCUUCUACGCUCUUCGAAGCAGGCUGUCAUGGUUCAUCGGCGGGUUAUUCGAUCACGUCACGACCUACGUGCUGCAAACCGAAGCUAUCGUUCUGGAAAAAGCACGCCAAGCUGCUCAGUCUCUGGACGAUCUUAUUGCCGUUCAUCACGACCACCUGACUAGAGUCCUGUCGCGUUGCUUUCUGGACGACAAAACCCCGAACCUAAAGGCGAUGAUUAUGGCUAUCUUGGACAUCUGUCUGCAGUUCGGCGAUACGUUUGUCGCGUUUGCGGGGGAUACGACCUAUGACAGCCGUCGACCGCAUUUCUCUACGCACAAGCACCGUAGUCGUCGCGCAGCCCACUUACGACGCAAUGUUGUUGGGUUUGAGCUUCCGCCGGCGGAGAGCGGCGACGACAGCUCGGAAGAUGACCUCGAAGGGAGAGAAGCGGAAAUGUCAUACACCACUUCCGCCUCAUUCGUCGAUCUCGACUUCUUUGGACAGGUCGACCGCAUGUCGCGUGAGCUGGAUAGUCUUGUCCGUUCAUUGAGGAAAGGAGUAGAGGCAUUGGCGGGUGAUACAACCGAAGCCGCAUCCGCCUUCGGUAUCUUCGCAUUCACUCUAGAAGAUUGGGAUAGGUAG
Messenger RNA from Peniophora sp. CBMAI 1063, 2997 nucleotides. The record is from the annotation of a GenBank genome assembly. NCBI's taxonomy places the organism in Eukaryota, Fungi, Basidiomycota, Agaricomycetes, Russulales, Peniophoraceae.